Sycon ciliatum is the source of this 7503-nucleotide messenger RNA. RefSeq lists its product as uncharacterized. Gene Ontology annotation, biological process: signal transduction; protein phosphorylation. The record is from RefSeq and is a predicted model, not a curated record. The annotation marks the transcript as partial. Gene Ontology annotation, molecular function: protein kinase activity; ATP binding; protein binding. Gene Ontology annotation, cellular component: cytoplasm. The transcript has 5 exons. NCBI's taxonomy places the organism in Eukaryota, Metazoa, Porifera, Calcarea, Leucosolenida, Sycettidae.
CAACAACAACAACAACAACAACAACAACAACAACAACAACAACAACAACAACAACAACAACAACAACAACAACAACAACAACAACAACAACAACAACAACAACAACAACAACAACAACAACAACAACAACAACAACAACAACAACAACAACAACAACAACAACAACAACAACAACAACAACAACAACAACAACAACAACAACAACAACAACAACAACAACAACAACAACAACAACAACAACAACAACAACAACAACAACAACAACAACAACAACAACAACAACAACAACAACAACAACAACAACAACAACAACAACAACAACAACAACAACAACAACAACAACAACAACACAAAGCAACAGAUAGCAGCGUGAGUCAGAGUCGCUCGUGGAUAGGUCGAGGAGGACCGUCGCCUCAGGCAUUCGCAACGCAGCCUGUCAACUCCAAACAAACAUCGCAGGCCUGUGCUGGGCACAACAGUACGAGUGUUAGCUCCGAGGUGUUGAACACUCGCACAUAUGCUGUGUUAGUCCGAGCCGCAGUGCCCAAAUCAGUGGUGAAGCUGGAGCCCGAGACGCGACGGACUGACCUGCACUGCUUCCAAGGGAUGGUUCUUCGAAGGUUGGAGACCAUGGCAGGAAGGCUUUGUGUGCAUGCCUUUGCACGUGUGAUGGAUUACGUCAUGGUUGUAGUGUUACUGGUAAGCACCGAAAUCGUGGCGGGCAGUAGCGAGCCAUUCCGGGAUGUCAUUGCCUUUCCACUACAACCAAUUCCAUACGAAGUCGAGCUACCAAAUGGAGAGCAAAUUCAAUCACCGAUGGCAAUGGUAACGGAGGCAGUGAUGUUCCGAGAAAACAGUAGAAGCGAGUACACACCACAUUUGAUGUAUAUGUACAAGCUAUACCACGGCGCAACAGCUUACUUGGAGGUGGCUGUGUACGAUGUCAGCUAUAUGGGAGGUCAAACAUGGCACUUGCUGGAACGUGAAGUAGACUUGAGCAAGGCUCUGGAUGCAAGAUGUUCGUCUUCUUCCUUCUCGCUCAUGCCAAGCAUCGCUGUGUCUCCAUCCAGACAUCAGGUCAUAAUGCAUGGUUGGGGCCCUGGUGAAUGUGGAGAGCUGUUGCUGAUGUACGACAGUGAUAGGAAUACCAGGGUCAUUCGCGCACAGCAGAAACAGAGGAAUCCCCCCAUUGGAGAGCUAGGAACAGCUCUGGUCACCAUUUCCGCACCAAGCGCUGGCAGAGGGAAUUACAUGUAUCGGAGCUCUCCAUUCUACCUGGUUUCAUUCGGAGGGUGUGCAUGGCAUGGCUACCAGCCAGAAACACGCAAGUGUUCGAAUUACUCCGACGGCCUGCACCAGGUACUGGUACGGGUGACCGAGGAACAGGACGAUGACGGUGUCGCACAAUGGGAACACAUCCAGCUGAAUGAAACCCAGAAGCCUGAAAGUCGAGUAUUCGCCAGGCUCUUCGCAGAUGGCAAUGCCUCCCUUGUACUGUUUGGUGGAUGGAAGCCGCUUGGACGUUGGAAUGGCAUUGCUAUUUUGGAUGUUUGGAGAUUUGACCUUUCAUCGCGGAUGUGGAUAGACCUGGGUGCUGUUUUCCUGAAACGAUGGGAAGCCUAUAAUACCAAACGGGGUCCAGACUCGCUUGAUAUCAUGGCAUCCUAUCAAGCCUCACGCAGAACAUUGGUCAUUUACGACAACUUCAGACGCAAUGGUUGCCUUGCCAUUGUUUGCUACCUUUGGGAAGCCUCUGCCAGCUGUGCUAGGGCUUCGGUGCGCUCGUCGUCCCUGUUUUUCUCAGGCCUCUGCUGGGUGAACCUGGCAUCAGGGACGUCAUCUUUCUAUUUCGUAUCUUCGCUGGGAAGAGAGAUAUCAUCAGUGCGCAUAUACAUAACCAUCACCAGGAAUCGAACAGUUCAGCGACUGGAGCACCAUGACUUGGGAUUUGCGAAGGGCUUUCCGGGCUUUAAAGGAAGCUCGCGGCGGGAGGUCGCGGCCCUGCAACAGCCCAUGACAUCCAGUGAGAAUCGAGAGUACGUCUUCUUCGGAGUAGGAGGCUUGAGUAGGAGAGAAAGCCGACCAAUACGGGACUUCAUUGCUGAAAACAAUGCCUCAAUGCCAGUGUGGAUAUUACGCUACAGCAAUCCGAGAAGAUCAGGGACGCUGUCAAGCUUUGAGUACACUCUGCUCUAUCCCAAACCGGGACCAAAGGACCCACUCCGCCACUACCCUAGCGUCACGUUUGUUACAAACAAAACCGCGGUCUUAUAUGGUGGCUACAUCAGAAGUUCAGCCAGGUCAGCUGAGCCUGAUCCCAAUCCGACGUGCUUCAAUCUGCAGCGUCACUUUUGGACUAGAGCUGAUAUUGCAGCGGGUGUUGUACCUUCGCUACGACGAGAGCACGUUUCAUUCCGGCACAACAGCUCUGUCAUGGUUGUGCAUGGAGGAAUAGCGCCGUGGGACGACGUUCUGGGCGAUCUUUGGAUGCUCGUCAUGGACGACGAACCUCGCUGCAAAGUUCGCUGGCACAACCUUACGCCUCAUGUCAAGAAGGGACGUCUACCCCAGAAUUUUGGUCACAGUGCAACCCACACUGACAAUGCUGUAAUCCUGUACGGCGGGCGAAAACCAGGCCCCUCUAAACUCACAUUCGUUAGAAUACAAUCGUCAACUUGGGUUUCGGUAAGCGACAUUCUUAUUAGCCCCAGCAUUCCAAACCGCUACUACCACAGCCUCUCGUUUUUCAAUGCUGACCUUAUUCUUCUAGGAGGAUUUCGGGCUGAUGGUCGAAAUCAGCCACGAGCAGACUGGGCAUUGCUGAUGUCCUUCAAAAGAGCAGGAACUUCCAUGAUCGCCACCUCGACAAGAUUCUUCAAAGCCGACAUCGUGUCCCAAUUGGUCUUUGGAGAUAUGGUGCUUUCCGGCUACGGGACGCACUCCAACGUGAUGCUGGAGUCACAUUUCAGCAUUCUCAACACGACUGGACUGUGUCCUAUUGGACAUGAACGAGAUCAAGACAACACCUGCCAUCCAUGUGCCAAUGGGUAUUACUCAGCCACUCUUCAACAACAAUGUACGAAAUGCAACCAAUCACUGACAACCAGCAAUGUGGCAUCCAGUUAUUGUGUUCCCGACAGCCCGUGCAAGCCACACAUCUGUAACCAUGGUAACUGUAUCGUCGACGAAGUCAACUUCAAACAUAUCUGUGUAUGCCAAUUCGGAUAUCUUCCCGAUGAUGACUGCAAAACACCAUCCAUCUACCUGGCCUUGAUGGCAGCUCUUGUUUUCACGUCCACUCUAACUAUACUCACCAUUGCUCUCAUUCAGUUCUUGAGGAAGAGAAGAGCCCUCAAUGCCAAGGAAAUUGAAUUAGUCAACACCAACCGUGACCUCUACCGUUCUAAACGAAAAAUCAGUCAACUUGAUCAUGGAACAUGCAUUGCCUGGUCGGAUCUGAAGAUCAAGAAACAACUAGCUACUGGGAGAUUCAGCAAGGUAUUACUAGCUGAGCUAGGCGAUAUGGCUGUUGUGGUCAAGCGACUUCCAGCAUUCGUUUCCAAUGCCUCACCUGACGACAUCUUCAUCCAAGAGGCUGAAGUUCUUCGAACAUUGCGUCAUCCCAAUAUUGUCAUGUUCUUUGGAGCUGGAAAGGACACAAGAUCGGGCUGCCCUUUUCUAGUGAUGGAAUAUUUAAGACGAGGCUCGCUCUACGAUGUUAUCCAUGGUGAAUCCAAAGUGAUUGAACACAUCGAUCGACUUCGCUUUUCCCUGGAUGCUGCACGCGGAAUCAAGUACCUACACAGUACAAGGCCUCCAAGAAUUCAUCGUGAUAUCAAGUCAGCUAACAUGCUGGUCAGUGAUAAAUGGGUGGUGAAAGUAGCUGACAUGGAGACUACACGAUUUCUGGCUAUCCUACAAGCUAACACUAAGCCAAAGGAGACCUCGUCCAGUGCUGCUAACGGAGAAACAGAUCACGCUAAACGCACUACAUCCUUCACAAGCCAGCAAUCUGAUCUGCUGACAACACCCCUUCUAGCUACCACAGUGCUCAGUGAUGACAGCCCUGGUAUUACUCAGGACAGGCACAGAGACACAGAGGGUAUGACAUCGCGUAUUGGAAUGACGUGUGGAGUAGGCACUGAUCGCUGGAGAUCACCUGAAUCUAUCAAGAAGAAUCUCUACACGGAGAAACACGAUGUUUACAGUUUUGGCGUGGUCAUGUGGGAGCUGAGCACUCGUCAGAUACCCUAUGGACAUCUGCACAACUCAGAAGAUGUACUUGACGAAAUUGUCCGAGGCAAUAAGCUGAUCUUUCCACCCGAUAUCCGCUAUGCCUAUCGACAUCUUGCUGAACAGUGCCUUAAGACGGAUCCUGAAGAACGACCACCUAUGGGGACUAUUGUCCAAGAACUGAUGUCACAGAUUGAUGCAAUCUGAUCCUGGAGCAGCAUAUGACCAAACACUGUGUUCCUCAUCAGCGUUCAGCCAUGAAAAAACGUAAUUUGAGGCUUCUGAAGUAGACAGCGAUGAUGGCCAUCGAAUGUUCCCUGCCCCCCCCCCCCCUCCCAUGUAUAAGUACACCGACCCCCCCCCCCCUCCCAAUUUGGAAUGCACUGCCACCUGCUUACCGCCUUUCUAAUUCAACUGCUGAAUUUCGAUCAUCCAUCAAGACGUUCUUAGGGUUCCCUGUAAGAAGGCGAUGACGCCUGAGGGGAAUUCCCUAGUAAAAAUAAGAAGAAUAAAAAUAAAUCAAUAAUUUCUUUGACUGGCUGUAUCAGUUGCGCACUUAUACCUGUUGAUCAGUACCUACAUGUAUUAUGUGCAUGACUGUAUAUACAUGUGUGCACUGUGCAUCUACUGCUUACACAGCUGCAUAAUGCCGUUUAUUAUUAUUUUUAAAAUUUUACUUUUAUUAUUUUUUUCGGCAACGCAGAUGAUGAUGAUGAUGAUGAUGACUGUAUAAUAUACCAUACUUAUACAUGUACAUGCACCUGUAUGUGGAAGGUUACCAUGGUUACGGGAGAUCUCUUGGCACACUCGUUAUGUUUGUCUUUUGUUCUUUCUUCCUUUUUCCCUUGUACUUUUUUCUUCUUCCUCUUUUUUCUUUUUUUUCCCUUUCUCUUUUUCUUUUUGAGUAUUUGCAGUCUGUGUUUUCUGUGUUUUCCUCUCUUUCGUGGAGGCUUGCUUGUUGUAUUCUUGGCUUUUGUCCGUUACUUUAUCGCCAUCAUAAUAUUGGGCACCAUUGCCCGUUUGGUCUGCUAUACAAAAUAAAAUUUCAACAACAACAACUCUACACCUUCUCACCUCCUUCACAUUGUAUUAUCUAGUGAUACCAUAGUAUUAGAUUCACCUGAUCAUUAAUUUCUAAUCCUUAUGCAGAACCUAAAGGUAACACUAAAGAUGUAAAAUUAAUAUCUGUAUGUCGUGAGGAAAUCAAGCGGCGUUCUCAAGUAGAAGGUUAGUGAUUGAGUCUUUGAGAAUCACUGUAUGUUCUUGGAGACUAACUCAAGAAAAGAACACGUUUCAGGCUGCUCACAAAAAAAACGAGUCUCAAUCCACAUUUUUCAAAACUUUUCCACGGCUCUAGUCCGGCCAGUGGCUGCUCAUCCGGCGGGAUGAAGGCAACAAGGAACUAAACAAGCUCAGUAAAGGACGUUUACAGCGGAGAUGGCAUAUACACAGCACAAAGAAGAGUAGCCAGAAACAACACGGUGAAUGCAUGACCUAGUAGUACACACAGAAGGAAUGGCAAAAUGAGGUGCAAGUGCAAAGAAACCAAUUUGCAAACAAUAGUGCGAUGUAUUGCGACAACAAAUGACAAUCAAUGGACAAAACCAACCAGUUGUUGACGACCUGCGAAACGACCUAAUCGUGCAAUUUUUUUAAUUGUUCCUGUUUGCAUAGGCUUGGCCUGGUGUGGAUGUAGACAGUUUUACUUCUGGCUACUUUUCUUUAAGCUCUGGAAAGUCGCAUUGGCAAGGUACAGGCAUCAGAGCUCCGACUGUUGCAAGUGUCAAUCGGCAUUUGAAUCGACCUUAAUUGUGAAUGGCCGACGGUCCUCAGCGCUUGUUCAGCACCUCCAUGAGCGACACGGCGACUGUCUCAUCCCCUCAGCGUCUUCUGCGCGCUACCUCGGCGUUCACCUUGACAAUCGCCUAGACUGGGACACCCAUGUAAACUAUGUGGUCACCAAGGUUGCCAAGAAAAUUGGCGCCUUGUGGCGGGCACGCCGAAGCCUAUCAAGACGCUCUCGUCAGGUGUAUGUGAAGGCGGUCAUAAUGCCCAACCUGUUUUAUGGCUCCUGCUGCUUUUCAGCCGCAAUGCGAGAGGGUCAACUGAAACGACUGCAAACCGCGCAAAACAGAGCCAUCCGCUGUAUCGGUGGCAACCCGCCCCGGACAGCCAUGCAGCCGCUGCUCACUGCUCACUCCCUGUACCAUGUCAGCGAGCUCUACAGGCAGAAAAUAUUGAUCACCAUCUGGCGGUGCAUCCACGCCCGCACCAGCCCUGUGCUCGCCCAGCUUCUGACCCCGGCACAAGGCACCCCUACCCGCCAUCAGCAGUCAAAUGGCCUACUGUUCUGUAGGUUUUGCACAAGAACUCUCCAAUUUUGAGUUGCAAUAUUGGCAACUUUUGAGCUUUUUCUGAAAAUAUGGAUGCGAUUUCAGCAACUAGCACGGGUACGAGUUUGCUGUCGCAGCAUCGCUGCAUUUCUGCUAUUUCUGCUCCCUGUUUUGUAGGUUUUGCACAAGAACUCUCCAAUUUUGAGUUGCGAUAUUGGCAACUUUUGAGCUUUUUCUGAAGAUAUGGAUGCGAUUUCAGCAACUAGCACUUGUUUUGGCACGGUUGCGAAAAGCAUAAGUUGCGAAAAACUAUGGCAUCUUUGGGAAAGGGCUACUCAUAGCCUACCUCACGACCUUCUGCUUUCUUUCUUCAUCACUUGUAUCUUGCAGGUAUAUCAUCCCGUGACGACCGCAUUGAAGUCUGAAUUUGAAGUGUGAAGAUGCUUCAGCAACCAAAUCGUACUUUUCCAUUGCUUUCAUUGUGCUUCUACUGUGCAUGUGUGUAACUUGUGGGGUAAACAUGUGAUGACAUUGUACGCUGGCGACACGGUCAGAUGUUGUCCAUGCGUCUAACGUACACCUGCAUGUUAUGCAUUGAAAACCGGGAUUUGCCACUUGCGAUCCAGGGACGAGUAUCAGGUCAGCUUUGUCCUGUGUGGGCUGUAUCAGAUUGCUGUUCACUUCUCUAUCUGUUGGAUGUGUGACUUUCUGCAAGUUUCUGAUGUAUGAUGGCCACUUCCUUGCUUGUCACUUUGUGUAUUACAUUCUGUAUUCGCUGCUUCCAUGGUGUGGUCUGCAAACUGCAAUCCUUGGGCAAAUGUCAUGUUUGCUAUGUUGUGCUAUGGCCGUCAGCUUGUCUACACGCUGUAGUUGAAUUAUUUUUGUUUCACAACUGACUUCCUCAAGUACGGUGGCCACUGCUUUGCAUGGCAUUAUA